CCACCAACUUCAGUAAAACAUACCGACCAACCACCAAUAGCAGCUAUAACCAAGCACGAGGAAUUCUCCAGGAUUUAUUUUUAUAAGGAUAUAUUUCAUCUCAAAAGAAAACUAAGAAAACCCUGGACUAAUAUCAUCCGACACGUCCAAGAUGGAUAUGAGCUUAGAUGAUAUAAUACGGAGCAAGAAAAUUAGUGUGGCCCCGACAAAAAGAUUUCCGGUGAGAAAGCCCCCAUUGAGGAAAACCUUAAACAGACCGGCAUUUAAGGAGGCUGCUCGCAUUACAGAUGCUCGCGUCAAAAUCAUUCAGAAAAAUCGUGCCAAAAUUCGUGAUGCCAGAGAUAAAUUGGCCGAGAUCACACGUAACAAUGGUGAUGUGCGAAAAAAAUUAUCCCAAAAGCAGGAAUUAAUCGGUGCGAAACCCUAUAAGUCGAGUAGCUUUAAAUAUAGCCGUUUGGGUGAUGGCGGCCGAAUUGGUAACAAAAUAUCUAUCGAUGGUGGAGGUUUAAAGACACGAAAUUCCGGCUAUAAGUCAUUAUCCACAUCAUCACUACGGCGAAAUGACAUAUUGGAAAUACCAAGAGGCUAUGUUGAUUACGAUAAUAUGGAAAAAAUGGAAGAAGAGGAAUACGCUGCUGCCACAAGACUAAGCCGUACCGUGCGAAAUGACAUGGUCUAUGACAUGGCACCACCAGCUCCCAGACGUAUGGAUUCAUGGGGCUCGUCGGCUAACAAUGACCACUUUGAUCCCUUCGAUGUCUAUGAAGUUCCUCAUAAUUCGCGUCAUGAACGACGCAUGUCACCUGAUUUACCACCGCCACCAGCUAAGGGUAUACUGCGAUCAACAAUGCGUGAUCGUAGUCCAGAUCCAUUUCAGCGUCGCUAUGCCAAUGAACAUUCGUCACAUUUGUCAUAUGAAAUGCGUUCACGUUUAGAAAGGGCACCAGAUCCACAUGCUUCCAUGGGUAUUUUCUCGAAUCCCCUAAAUCCACCAUCGCCACCAAAUUCUGCAUCGUUUGGUGGGGGAAAAUCAUCGUCAUCUGGCUAUCGUAUAGUUGUUAGCAAUUUACAUCCUAGCGUAACGCAAUCGGAUAUAAAGGAGCUCUUUGAGGAUAUUGGCGAAUUGUACGAUUCGCGCAUAGUAAGACCUGGUGUAGCUGAAAUUAUAUACAAAUCACUGGCCAAUGCCGAAAAGGCCGUAGACACUUAUCACAAUCGUCAAUUAGAUGGUCAACCAAUGAAAUGUCUGUUGGUGAAUCCACGGGCAUCGAAUAAACCCACAGCACCUGCAAUAAGAACUUCAAGUUCCCACUCAUCGAACAAAACCCCCUUAGAAAUUGAUAUAGAUGCUUUGCAUAAAGUGCUAUUCCGACGUCAUUAGUCUUGUAUAUCUUGUAACAGAAAGAGAAAAUCAGAAAAAAUUCAAAACCGCAACAUUCAACAA
This is a messenger RNA of Stomoxys calcitrans (stable fly), 1444 nucleotides long. RefSeq lists its product as uncharacterized. Bases 152 to 1381 code for a protein of 409 amino acids. NCBI's taxonomy places the organism in Eukaryota, Metazoa, Arthropoda, Insecta, Diptera, Muscidae. Gene Ontology annotation, cellular component: nucleus. The transcript is spliced from 4 exons. Gene Ontology annotation, biological process: mRNA export from nucleus. Gene Ontology annotation, molecular function: mRNA binding. The record is from RefSeq and is a predicted model, not a curated record.